AUGUUACGACGGUACUUGGCUACAUCUGCAUCUGCAACUGCAACUGCGACAGCUAGUGCUAGUGCUGGUGCACCCAAAAACAGUAUAAAGUCAAACUUUAAGUUCCACCCCGAGUAUAAAUUCAAAUGCGGGCUUGAAAUCCAUACUCAGCUAAAGACAAAGUAUAAGCUCUUUUCAUUAUCACGAACCAGUUUCAACGAUACUCCCAAUAGUCAUAUCAGCUAUUUCGAUGUUGGCCUCCCAGGAACUCAACCAAAAUUGAAUCCCGAAGCUUUGUAUUUGGCAUUAAAAGCUGCAGUAGCAUUAAACUGCGAAGUUCAGCAAAUGUCCCGUUUUGAUCGAAAGCAUUAUUUCUAUCCAGACCAGCCAAUGGGCUAUCAAAUCACACAGAACUUCCAUCCACUAGCCAAGAAUGGCUAUCUCACAUUUAAUGAAUUUGAUGGUGUAGAGAUUGCCACCUCCAAAGAUGGCGCAAACGACACGAUACGAAUAGAGAAAAUUCAACUUGAGCAGGAUACGGGGAAAAAAUAUGGAGAUAUAAUAGAUUAUAAUAGAGCAGGCAUCCCACUAAUAGAGGUAGUGACAAAGCCAGACUUUGACUCAAUUGAAAAAGUGUUGGCAUUUGUUAAAAAAUAUCAACUUCUUGUGAGACAUUUUGAUAUAUGCAGUGGAGAUUUAGAGACUGGUGCCAUUAGAGUAGAUGUCAAUGUAAAUGUUAAUGACAGCCCGAGAGUCGAAAUCAAAAACAUUUCAACUACUGGUGACAUUGUCAAUGCUAUAAAGUAUGAAUACAAUCGACAAGUGGAGACGUUGACCAAGGGAGGUAGCUUGGAACAACAAACAAGAAACUGGGAUGGUAUACGCACCAAUCUUGCGAGGUCGAAAGAGAAUGCUAUUGAUUAUAGAUACUUUCCAGAUUCUGAACUACCUCAGAUCAUUCUCUCACCCGAUAUCGCACAUGAUAUCAAGACCUCAUUGCCUGAAAGUCCAGAUAGUUUAUUGGCCAGGUUAACAUCGUCUCCGCAUAAUUUACAGCUUGCACAUGCAAAAAAUCUUAUAACCGAGCCCGAGCUUUUGCACUAUUAUGAAUCAUUUUUUGCAAUUCACAGAAAACCUGACGCCGAUAAGUGGGUGUUUCAAGAAUUGUUGACUGCGUUUGCGAAACUAGGAAAGACAUUUGACGUUGAAAUAGUGAAGCCAAACGUUUUUGCUCAUUUGGUUUCGAUGGACCUUAACCUUGUGUCCAAAAGAUUGAUUUUAAAACACAUGGUACAAAAUGAGGUAUCCCUCGAUAAAGCUAUUGAACAGUUGGGAUUCAAAGAGGAUCAAAAACCCACCACCGAGCUGGCAGAGGAUAUUUGUAAAGAAAUUAUUCUGACAAAUCAACAAAUCGUAGACCGUAUUCAAAGCGGACACGCAAAAGCUGUUGAGGUACUUGUAGGAAAUGCCAUGAAAAAGACUAGAGGAAAAUUUGCAGCUCAAACAUUUAGAAGUUUGUUUAAAGAGCAGUUGGGAAUCAGCUGA
Lodderomyces elongisporus is the source of this 1524-nucleotide messenger RNA. RefSeq names its product glutamyl-tRNA(Gln) amidotransferase subunit. Gene Ontology annotation, biological process: mitochondrial translation; glutaminyl-tRNAGln biosynthesis via transamidation. Gene Ontology annotation, molecular function: glutaminyl-tRNA synthase (glutamine-hydrolyzing) activity. The transcript has a single exon. Gene Ontology annotation, cellular component: mitochondrion; glutamyl-tRNA(Gln) amidotransferase complex. Lineage: Eukaryota; Fungi; Ascomycota; Pichiomycetes; Serinales; Debaryomycetaceae. The record is from RefSeq and is a predicted model, not a curated record. The coding region runs from base 1 to 1524 and encodes 507 amino acids.